CAGGUCUAUAUCCGUCCCCGCCUUUACGGCUGGGGGGGCAGGGAGCCUUUUUAUUUGUGCCCCCUUUGUUUGCUUGUUUGCAUGUUCCGUUUUUGCAGGCAGCCUCCGCUCGCGCCGCACCGCGGAGCCCACGAUGAACUCGAGCGCCGCGGGCGUCCAGCCCUUCGCCAGUCCCGUGCAAUUUCCUGGCGGCACCACAGUCCUUGUGGAGCUCACUCCAGACAUCCACAUUUGUGGUCUGUGCAAACAGCAGUUCAACAAUCUUGAUGCCUUCGUUGGUCACAAAAGGAGUGGUUGUCAACUGUCUGGCACAACAGCUGGAGCUACCAGUACAGUGCAGUUUGUGGCUGAAGAAACCGUGCCAGCCACACAACCCCAAGCUGUGGCAAGAACCAUCACAUCAGAAACACAAACCAUCACAGUGUCUGCGCCUGAGUUUGUUUUUGAGCAUGGCUAUCAAACCUAUCUGUCUGGUGAGAACGGUGAACCUCGGACAGCUACUCUCAUUACCCCUCCAACAAAAUCACGCAGCAAAAAGUCCAGUGCAUCAGUGGCACAGAAGAAAUUUAAUUGCAGCUACCCAGGGUGUCAGUUCAAGACAUCCUAUGGAAUGAAAGACAUGGAACGGCAUUUAAGAACACACACAGGCGAUAAGCCCCAUAAAUGCGAAGUUUGCGGCAAGAGUUUCGGUCGAAAGGACAAACUGAAAAUGCACAUGCGCUCCCACAGCGGCGUGAAACCCUACAAGUGUAAGCACUGUGACUACACAGCGGCCGAGAGCAGCAGCCUAAACAAGCACCAGCGCAUCCAUUCAGAUGAACGCCCUUUCAAAUGCCAGAUCUGUCCUUAUGCAAGCCGCAAUUCCAGCCAGCUCACCGUUCAUCUCAGAUCCCAUACUGGAGAUGCUCCUUUCCAGUGCCGUCUGUGCCCUGCCAAAUUUAAAAUCAACUCUGACUUGAAGAGGCACAUGCGUGUGCACACGGGGGAGAAGCCCUACAAAUGUGAAUUCUGUGAGGUCCGGUGUGCCAUGAAAGGUAACCUGAAGUCCCACAUCCGCAUCAAGCACAACAUGGAAAAUGCCUUCAGGUGCCUCGUGUGUAAGUUCCAGUGUGGGAACAAGACAAGUCUCAGGCAGCACCUGCGCACCCACCAGCCAGAGCAGCCAGUGAAAUGCUCAGAGUGCAGCUAUUCCUGUUCUAACAAGGCUACCCUCAAAGUGCACGAGAGGAUCCACUCCAAGGAUCGUCCUUUCAAGUGUGAGUUCUGCCGCUUCGAUACCAAGCAGCGGAGCAAUUUGACCACGCAUGUGAAGAAAGCCCAUCCAGAAAAGGUCAGGGUCAAGGAAAAAACAUCAGAUCAAGGGGAAGGAGAUCGGCCAAAGGAAGGCAACUCCAGACAAGUUGCCAAGCUAGAGGCCAAGAAAGCCUUCAGAUGUGAUCUCUGUGAGGCCUCCUUUGUCCGGGAAGAUUCUCUGAGGAGCCAUAAAAGGCAGCAUGUUGAAUACAAUGGAGCUAAAACUUCUGAGCUGGCCGUCCUGCACUUCCAGAUGGACCCCACCCCACAAGAUGGUACCCCUAUUACUGUUAGUCAUCUUCAGGUGCCAUUACACACUUCCCCAUAUGGGGAAGGGCAGGUCAAGAUCAUCGUUGGGCAUCAGCUGCCACAGGCCACCAGCCUGGAGCAAAGAGGACAAGUCAGUAUUAUGUCUCCUACCUUAAUAAGUCAGAAUCCGGAUGAUCUGUCCAGCAGUAACCAGCUGCAAAUUCUGCAGCAGGUGAGUUUAUUGGCUCCACCCCUUCCUGUUGGGUCUCCAGUAGAAAGCCUUUCCAUUAGCCAGCCAACAGUCCUUCUCACGACUCAGGACCAAGCUGAUGGAAGCACAUCAAACCAGACCCUGAUCUCCACCAUUCCAGUAGGUAGCCAUGAGGUCUCAGCUAACCAGGCAUUCAUCAAUGGCACUGGGAUCAGCUGCUCAGAUUUGGAAGGGCUCAAUGCUUUAAUUCAAGAAGGGGCAGGAGAAGUGACAGUGGUGAGUGCUGAAGAUCAGAACAUCUCAGUGCCGGCAUCAGCCUCCCCUCCACCAAUCUUUUCAUCUUCUCACUCAGAGGUGCCAAAGCAAACCUACUCCAUCAUCCAGAGUGGAGCCCAUGCAAGUUUGCUGUGUCCUGCUGACUCCAUACCAGAUUAGGCUGGGAGCUGAAAAAGUCAUUUGUUUGCUCUAUUCAGUCCUAGAGUGCAUUCUAGAGGGGGCUGUUCAGUGAAGCAGGCAAGGUCAGCCUAGGGUCCCCUCUGUAAAUGAGCAUACAGGUAGUCCUUGCUUAACAACCACAAUUGGGACCGAAAUUUUGGUUGCUAAGUGAAGCAGUCAUUAAGCAAAUCCAACCUGAUUUUAUGACC
Messenger RNA from Candoia aspera, 2397 nucleotides. RefSeq names its product ZFP64 zinc finger protein (gene ZFP64). Gene Ontology annotation, biological process: positive regulation of transcription by RNA polymerase II. Lineage: Eukaryota; Metazoa; Chordata; Lepidosauria; Squamata; Candoiidae. Gene Ontology annotation, cellular component: nucleus. The record is from RefSeq and is a predicted model, not a curated record. Bases 134 to 2188 code for a protein of 684 amino acids. The transcript is spliced from 6 exons.